AUGGCCGAAGUACGCGAUAUUCCUGUUGCAGAGCUCAUGCAACUUAGUGAUGCGGAGCUCGUUGAAUUCAUGGCCCGUCACCGCAAACCUGAUGGCAGCAUCACCAUUCCCGUCAACGACGACGGCGUCGACGAGAGUCAAUUAAGCCUCUUCGUUGCACGAUUGAAAACUGCCAAAGCACAGAUGUCCAAGACAGAGCGCCCACUCGACCUCGGAUAUCUGGAUGCGCGUAUUCACGAUCUGCUUAAGACACAAUCACGCCAACGAGAUAACGAUGCCGAUACUGCUCACCUACCAGUCGCACAACCCCAAGCAACGACAAACGAAAUGAACGAAAUAGAAUACGAUAGCGUGACAGAAGUGCCAGAUUAUGACAUGUAUGAGGAGGCCGAGAAGGAAGCCCAUCGAGCCCUUAUUGCCGACGGCGGCCGACCAUUAUACCCGAUUCGUCUCCUGCGCGACGUCCUAGACAAUACAAACAAUCACUGGGCGGGUAUGCUUCGCCCGUUUUGGAAUCACCCCCGUCCUGUAGUGAGCCGCGAUGAAAUCUUCCGUCGACAGCAAACGCGGUGGCGGGAUUUUCGUGACUGGCAGCUAGACAAUCGGGGCAUCAAGGAAGCCGACGACGGCUACAACGCGUACGUGUCGCGGCUGAGGGAGUGGUACUUGAGGAUCCCCGACACAAAUCUUCUGGCUGAGCUGGAUGCAAACCUGGCCGCAGAUCCCCUCUACCUUGCGAGACCGUGGACGUGGUGGUGGCAGCAAAAGAAGAGGCGCGCAUGGAAACGGUGCUACCAACGAGAGCCCGGCUGUCGUGAGUUUAGCAGCUAUCGCAUCGCUGCCUACGCUCGCCUAGCGCGUCACGGUCAUUCCUAUAGCUAUGCUAUCGAUGAAGACGACAAUAACGAUUAUAACGAUAAUAAUGACGACUAUGACAACGACGAUAAUAAGAAUAACAAUGACCCGCGCCGCCGCCGGGAGUUUCAGCUCGACGAGGACCCGAAGCGACAGGACGCCCUAACAACAUGGCUCGAGUACCUCUGCUUCGAGUACUGGUGGCAGGACCACUACGACAAGUGUCUAGCGAUGCGCCAGACGGAGCACGACGCGGCGUGGGCGAAGCUACAAGAUUCUGGUGUGUUGCUGCCAGGCGAGACGGCCGAGUUUAUGCCCACUGACGCGUGCCGGACACAAGUUUACGACGACAUGCGCCGGACAAGGGCGGCUGUCUUGGCGGCUCAGGGGGAGUUGGAGAAGACUGCUAUCAAGGAGCGGUUGGCUAAGCGGAAGAUGACGCAACGACUAGAAGCUGCGAUGAAGGAAAAUGACCGGGCCGAGGCUCGGGCCCUGGCCAUGGAAAUUUUUCGCAAGGAGACGAAGGAAUACCGGGCCGCUCAGGAGGACGUCAAGAACCAACCCGUACUGGUGGAGUGGGUGGUGCAGCAGCUGGAGCUGGUUCGGGAGGAGGCGCGGGUGGCGAGAGAGGCGAAGAAGGGCGAUGGUGAGGGGGCAAUAGCAGCAGAAGUGGCAGCAACACAGCUACCACCAGCGGCGAGUACGCAACCAGAAUCCCAGUCGCGCAGGAAGAGGUCUCGCAAUGAAGUCGCCGACGACGGUGACGAGUGCCACCCGCACAAGCGCGAGAAUCACCUCGAUGGCAUCUAUGGCGGCACCAACAACAGCGCGCACAACCACAGCAGCCGCAGCCCCCACAGCGGCGACAAGGACAAGAGGCAGGAAAGGGAAAGAGGAAGCGGCGGUAGCUAA
Cordyceps militaris CM01 is the source of this 1767-nucleotide messenger RNA. RefSeq lists its product as uncharacterized. The record is from RefSeq and is a predicted model, not a curated record. The transcript has 3 exons. Lineage: Eukaryota; Fungi; Ascomycota; Sordariomycetes; Hypocreales; Cordycipitaceae. The coding region runs from base 1 to 1767 and encodes 588 amino acids.